Molecule: messenger RNA, 11508 nt
Organism: Stomoxys calcitrans (stable fly)
Lineage: Eukaryota; Metazoa; Arthropoda; Insecta; Diptera; Muscidae
Product: probable serine/threonine-protein kinase DDB_G0282963
Exons: 9
Coding region: 598-5139 (1513 amino acids)
Biological process (GO): regulation of transcription by RNA polymerase II
Molecular function (GO): RNA polymerase II cis-regulatory region sequence-specific DNA binding; DNA-binding transcription factor activity, RNA polymerase II-specific; protein dimerization activity
Source: RefSeq, a predicted model, not a curated record
UUUUUGCAUGUCGCCUGCUUUUGUUGUGGUUUUUAGAACAUCACCACUGCACGUUGACUGAACUGACUACUGGCUCUCUGCCACCAACAACGACUCACGGCGGAGACAUUCAUGUACAACUCAAAAGAAAAAAUCCCAAAGAAAAAUUAAAAUUGCAUUUCAAUUUGUUGUUUGCUUCGCGUUCGUCGUUUGUGAGCUGCUGAGAAUAAUUUGUGCAAAAAAAAAAAAAAUAAAUUCAAUAACAACAGCAACGAAGCAAACACUGUAUAAGACGAAAAAGACUAAAGCAUUGUUAAAUUUUUUAAAUAAAAAUAGCAAUCAUUCGUAAAUAAGUCGCUCGCGUGUGCGGUUGACAAAACGUUAUAGUUGUUGGCUUAAAAUCAAAAACAAACAACAAUUGCCAAAAACAAAAAAUAUUUCGAUAUUGUUUUUUAAUGUUUUCGUUAAAAUGUUGAUAAAUUCCAUGUCAAUUGAAAGAAAUCUGCUUAACAAAAUAAACGCGUUCGCGAAACGUGGUUGAUGAAAUCACGUCUUUUGCUUUGUGUCUUGUUCUUUUUGUAUCAACCCCAAGUUGUAAUCUACGCCGUCUAGAGCGUCAUGUGGCACCCUGCACUUAGCACCAGUAAUAAACCACUUCAAACAGAGUUGUAUGCAAAUGCAGCAUUACCACCACCACCCAUGGGAGCACCGGAUGAUAUUUCCCUAGCAAAUUUAGUGAAUUUAACAAAAUUACACGAGAAUGAGUUGAUGGCAAAACCCCAAACGUCAUCGACAGCCACGAGCCACUCAAUGGCGGCCAGUGUGGGUGCAGCCAAUGCAAGUCCUUCAACUGCCGCAGCAGCGGUGGCUGCAGCAGCUGCCAUGUAUUACAAUGCCAGCAAUGUUCUAUUGCAGAAUGGUCCCCUAAGUCUUAUGGCCCAACUGCAACAAUACAUGAGAAACCAAGUGCGAACCUGCCCCAAAAGUCCAGCGAUUCCUUCAACACCCUGGCCGGCAACAGCAAUUGCUGAAGCCAGCAACGGACACUUGUUGCUUGCUCCAUCUGAACUUGCCGCCAAUGGGUUGAUGGCAACAAGAGUCACAAACUCAACGCUACCACUUCGCUGUGAGGAUGCAAUACCGUCGCAAUUAGUCACCUCUACUAGGAGCGCCUCGGCGCCAGUCAACAAUUCGGUAAUAGAUUUAAUGCCAUUGGAUGUACUAGCCGAUACCUUCAUUCGUUUGAAUGCAUUGCAUUUGUCACAACAAACGACGACAGUUACUCAAACUAGCCUACAGCCAGCCGUCAUACAAUCGCCAGCAUCAUCACAUAGCCCGUCAAGAGGGGUGGGUGAUGAUAGCUUUGGCUCGGUGGCAGCAGCCGCAGCGGCAGCUAUGUUGUCUAUGCGUACAUCACCACUACCUGUGAAUGCGGCGGCGACGGCUCCCGCCCCUUCAUUGGCCAUUGUUCCUGCGCCACCGACGACAAUACCAUCGCCAGCAUUUGUGCAUAACAAUCAUCCUUUGUUUAAGCCUUAUUUUUAUAUGGAUAGUCAGCAACAAUAUCUGAACAAAGUUACAGCGAUUAAUGCCUUAAAUGCAUCCUCAAUAAAAACUAUUCCCAGUGCGAGAGCAGCAUCUUUGCCCGCGUAUUCUGAUAUGCAUAAUUAUUCCUCGAAACCGUCUCUAACUGGAUUUAAGAAUUCUUUAUCGAAAAAUUCCUUGCUUCGUGGUUCGUUAUGUUUACCACCCCGCACCAGCAGCAAGUCGCCAGCUGUCAACUGUGAUCUCAAACGUACUCUGCGUAAAAGAAGCGAUCAUUUCCUGCAUAAACAAAAGUCGCCAAAAUCGAAAAGCUAUGAUACAUCUUCGCUGCAGGGUCAUAGAGCGGAGGUCAGUGGCGACAGGGAACUAAAUGAAGAUGAGGUGGAUGAAUCUCUACUGCCACCACCAAAAAAGAAAUGGAUACGUCACUAUCUAAAUGAAGAUGAUAACACCUUGGUCUCCUCCAUUACAACCUCGCCAUGUCUGCUAGUCAGCCAUACAGGCCCUAGCGUCACCUUGUCCUCCCACAACAACAACGUCAACAAUAACACCACUGGUGGUAGUCGAGGCACAAUAGUGGCACAAUCAGAACAACCACUUUCGCCACAACAACUCGAAGAACCCGAGGAUAUUGAAAUGUUGGUGGUAGACGAAUUGCCGCCACAGACAAGUUCCCGAAAUCCUCAAACACAGAGUGUCUCUAAAUUGUCGUCGAUCGAUAGCAAUGGCGGGGUGUUGGCAAAUUCUGCUGACAAUGUUUCUUCCUCCACUUCCACUUCCAUGACCAGACAACAUUUGCUGCUGAGCAAUGGUGUACGCAUUGUGUCGCCGGCUACAAUAAUGGGUUUGCAACAGCAACAGCACAGUGGUAAUGGUUUGGGGGCAGAAUUGCCAAAGACCAUUAGUAUUCCUUUGGGUGGAAAAAAUCAAAUACCUAUUUUAAGUGCAGUGCCUUUUGCCACAGUGUCAUCGGUGGCGGCCACCCAACAACAGGCCUUGAGCGGUGGUGGCCUUGCCAGCCGACACAAGCCUUUUACCCCGCUAACCCCACCGCCAAUGUCGAGUAGAAAAUUUGUUGAGCCCUCACAAUAUCGCAUACGAAGUUACUCAUUGUCCUCCCAUAAAAUUUCAGCCAACCAUCAAAUGCAUGUACAAAACUCCAACAAUGGUAACCACAACCACCACUCCAGCAACGUCAGCGGCAGCGGCAGCAGCAACAGCAAUAGCAUGAUGGUCGAUGACAUACCGCCAACGCAACAGCAUAGUGGUGGCUAUGCCACCUCAACCUCGUCAUCCAUAUCGAAUAGUCAACAUUCGCCGCCACGGCAGGGAGCUGGCAAUCACUUUAUACACAUGAUGAAUGCUGCAGCAGCAUCACAGCAGGGCGGAUCUGCUGGCGGCAACCCGCAUGUGACGCCUAGAAGGCGUACCAUAAGUUCCACAAGUAAUGGGGCCGGUACCCGUGAAGUUCAUAAUAAACUGGAAAAGAAUCGUCGUGCCCACUUAAAGGAAUGCUAUGAGGCAUUAAAAAAUCAACUGUCACUAAAGGAUGAGGAUCGCAGAAAAACUUCAAAUUUAGCUAUAUUGGGUGAAGCUUUAAAAUGUGUCCAACAUUAUCAAAAACAAAAACAAGAAUUGGAAGCACAAUGGGAACAUUUGGCCAAUGAAAAAAUUAAUAAACAAAAACGUAUUGUUUUCUUAAAACGCGAACUCGGUCCAAAGUAUGAACAAAUAUUUUCGGGUAUAUUUCCGGAUAUCGAAAUUGGUAGCAUUCCAAGUGAGAGCGACACCAUUACUGAUGUACAUUCACUCUCAUCUGGCCGUGGCAGUACAUUGUACAGUUCAUCCAGCUCGCUGUCCAGUGGUGGCAGCAAUGGUAGCAACAGCAACGGCAGCAGCAAUGCAAUGUCAUCACCAGUUGGCGCUGGUUUACAAACUGCUAUGCCAACCGCAAUCUCGCCUGUGAUAACUAAAAUCAACAACAACUCUAACAACAACAACAACAGCAACUCUUCAACAUCACCAAUUUCAAUUAACGGCAACAAUUUGAUGUUGCAGCAGCAACCGCAACGCAAACAUCCAACGACAACAAUUGCUACGACUACAAUACAAGCCGUAGCCAUCCCAACUCAGGUCGUCACUGGACUUGGAGGAGGCAACACUGCUGGAACAGCAACGGUAACAAUCAAUGGCGGAGGUGGCGGAAAUAACAGUCCCACAGCUGUCAGCUCCAAUGCUUUGGUCACAUUCGGUGGCAGCACUAUGCCAUUGUCGUUGACGGCCAAAAAUAUUUCGGCCACAGCCAUCACACGUGGCUCGCCAACACCAUCGACACCCUCACCGUCACCAUCCUCAUCGAGUGGCGUCUCUUCAUCGUCAUCUUUGAUCUCGUCAUCACCUCCCAUCAAUGGGGUGAUUAGUAAUGGUCGCAAUGUGACCGUUAACAUUCCUAAUGGCUUGAAAUUACAAGCAGCCACCGUCAAUGGAGUGACUGGCACUGUAAUCGGCAAUGGCGCCACUUCGGCUGCCGCAACCAUAAUCGCAACUUCAGCACCCGCACAAGGAGUCAAUAAUACAAACAAUGCAGCAGCUCUGGUCAACAGCCACUUUCCGAGCCAACAACAAAUCAGUGGUGGUCGUAAGAAAACUUUAAGCUUGGUUGGCAGUAGCAACAACCACCACCAUGGCACAGAUAAUGCAAUGGCCAAAAAUCAUCAACAUCAUCAGCAUCUGCCACAAACGCAUCAUCACAAACAGACACAAAAUCAUCAACAAUCCACGGAAGAUGGGGAGCAGCCUGCAAAAUUAUUAAAGGUAUUCAGUGGUAGUGGUGGUAUAGGUGUUUUGAGUGGCAUGGGCGUUAGUAGUAAUCCACAGCGUGAAGGUGUGACUGCAACCAAUGUAACCAGCCAUGCCCAAACUAUUACCCAUGCCAACAACAGUUUGCUCGGAGGCUCAGGUGACAAUUCAAAACUACCACCAACAAGUGACAAAUUGCUAACGAAUGGCUUUGCGGCAGCAUCUUCCCCGUUUGCAGCCAGCGAGUUGUGCCGUUUGCCCGGAGGGGCUGAAUUGAACAUUCUACCAGCCAGCAGCAGUACUGCCUUAAAUGGCAUAAAAAUAGGUGGUCCCAACACCAACGCCACCACCACCACUUUGGCUACAGCAUUUUAUCAUGCCAAUGGCAAAAUCACAUUUACUAAUAACCUACCCGCCGUAACCUCAUCUGCCGCCGCAACCACAACAUUACUACCAUCAGUAUCGUCAUCAUCAACAAUGCCAAAUAGAACAACAAGCACUAAUGGAAUUUUGCUCAACGGAACAGAUACAUCAAGUGUUGCACCACCACCACUGCUGGCAGCUCCACCAUCCGGAAUGUCAACAGCUAAAUUAAGCAGUCUGCAUUUCCCCAGCAAUUUUGCCCAAUUAUUGGCUGCUGCGAAUGCUACCAGUAACAAUCAAACAACAACCAACACCAACACUUUUGUAACAUCCAGUAAUUAUGGCGUGCACGUCAGUGGCCCAUCGAAUAUAACAAAUUUGACGGCUAUGGAAUCACCAAAAUCAAAAUCAACAAUUGUUGGAUGGCGUACUGGAGCUACGACUACUAACUAAAACUAGCAAAAUUAGCAGAGAACUUAUAUGGCAAAUGGUUGUAAAACGAAACAAAGUCUCAAUUCAGUUUUUUUUUUUUUUGUAAAGAAAUCAAUCAAAUAGCAAACAACAACAAUAUCUUAACACAUACUACUCCAGGGUGAAACAAGAGUGUUGAGUCGUCAUCGCCGCCGUCAAAGUCGAAUACGAAUGCAGUCCUAACGAUUGAAGAGAAAAAUAGUAAGAAAAAAAUAGCUUGAGGAAUGAAAACAACAAAAAAUGAAAAUGCUCCCACCUUUUGUCUAUCAUGACAUGUGACAACACACCACAACAACAACAACAACAACAAAAUAAAGCAAAACAAACAAACAAAACAUGAAAUGAACAAUUUAUAUAAUGAUACAAACAAAAAUCAUCAUCAACAACAAUUACUAAAAAAAAAAACACACCUUCUUAUAUAGAUCGAUAUACAUAUACACAACAAAGUACAUAGAGUGCAUACAUGUAUAUUAGAAUACAACAGCAGGAGGUUUUCAUUCAUUCACCACUUUAAACUACAUACAAACACGUAUUUACAUGUAUAUUAUACGAGUAUCAUAUGAAAAAAUCAAAUCAAAUCAAAACAAAACCCAAAACUAUCACCUACAAACACACCUAACCUCCUACCCCUUACACACACACACACACACAUGAUAUGAUUAGCAACGAUACAUUAGAGAGGUAUGACAGUAAGCGCUACAAUUACAAAUUACGCAAAGAGACAGAAAGCGAGAGAUUUAUUUAUACUAAGCAAAACAAAAAGAAAAUGAUAUUGAAGAUAAAAACAGUUCCGCCCAUCGUUAGCAUCAACGAUUUCGUAAACACAUAUAUGAAAAAAAGUUAGUAGAAAAGAAGAAAAAUCAAACGAAUUGGAAUGUCCAAGAAAAGUAAGGAAAUUUGAUUUCUCAACCCAUCUCUUCCCGCACACACUGAUUUUUUUUUUUUAGUUAUCCCUUGCCUUGCCUUUCUCCAACGAUAGCCAGCCCGUUCGUUCUGCCGAAAAUCUCCACAGUAGCCAUAAUAGCAAAAGCAAUUUUGAUUCAUUGUUCUGGGAACCCACAUGAGGUUUCCUGUCUAUCUUUCUUUCUGCCACAAAAACAAAAUUUUUAAAAAAUUUACUUGAAUAAUGUAUUAUUAUUUUUUUUUAGCUCUAUUCAACUAUAAUUAAAAAUUAUAGUUGAAAUUAAAACCAGUUCUACACCCAAAUUCUAUUCAAAAAUUUUUAUUUUAUUUGGUUUUUUAAUUGAAAAUUUUAUAUAUUUAUUUUUGGUUAUUUUAUUUGCUUAAAUAAAAAUUUUAUUUUUUUUUUCUUCCAUUCAACUACAAACAAAUCCAGUGAUCAAAGUUCUUCAUUCAAUUUUCAUUCUUUUUUUUAAUUAAAAAUUUGUUAAUUUUAUCGUUCAACUAUAGUUUAUUUAAUUUUUGUUGAUUUUAUUAAAGCUGCUUUUUAAAUUGAUAUGGCAUAACAAUUUUAAAGUUGAUAUUUUUUCUAUCAAAAAAUUAGCUGCAGUAAAAAUUUUUAAUUGAACCAAAAUUAAAUUUCAAAAAGAUUUGUGCAAUAAAUAUAUAUUCAAUUUCAAUUAAUUGUUAAUGUGUAUAUUUUGGUUAUAUAUUUUCGUUUUUGUGCUAAGAAUUACCUUAAAAAAAUCUCUUUCAGAUUCUCUUACCUGUCUCAAUUUACUGAAACAAAAACAAUUCUGAAAUGGAUGAAUUCACGGUAUAUAAUUUGGGAGAUUAGGAUUUUGAUCCUCCCAAGGUAAAUGGUAGGAAAUUGUUUUGGAUUUUCUGUUUAAUGUAGGUUAUAAAUUUUUAAAAAUGUUUUUAACUUUAUAUUUUUAUUAUCAUGCAGCUUUAUAAGCUUCCAAAAUUGUGGAUUUUGCCAUAGGAUAGGGGUAUACUAAUUUCAUCAUUCUGUUUGUAUAACCUCGAAAAAAAGCGUCUAAAACCCCAUAAAGUAUAUAUAUAUAUUCUUGAUCGUCAUAUCAUUUUAAGUCUAUCUAGCCAUGUCCGUCCGUCUGUCUGUCAAAAGCACGACAACUUUUGAAGGAGUAAUGGGCCAAAUCGGUCCAUGUUUUCAUAUAGCUGCAAUAUAAAUCUAUAUUGGCCUCUAUAGGGUGCAAUUCUCGUCGGAUUUGACUGAAAUUUUGCACGUGGUAUCACUUCCAACAACUGUGCUAUGUAUGCUUCAAAUCGGUUCAUAACCUGAUAUAGCUACCAUAUACACCGAUCUGGUGUCUUGACUUCUUCAGCUUUUAAAACGGCGCAAUUGUUAUCCGAUUUGGCUGUAAUUUUGCACGUGGUGUUUUGGUAUCACUUUAAACAACUGCGCUAAGUACCAUUCAAAUCGGUUCAUAACCUGGUAUAGCUGCCAUAUAAACUGAUCUUUAAUCCUGACUUCUUUAGCCGCUAUAGGGCGCAAUUCUCAUCCAAUUUGGCUGAAAUUUUGCCUAGGAUGUUUUGUUAUGACAUCCAAUAACUGUGCUAAGUAUGACGAAAAUCGGUACAUAACCUGAAAUAGCUGUCAUAUAAACCGAUCUGAGAUUUUGACUUCUUGAGCCCCUAGAGGGCGCAAUUCACAUCUGAUUUGGCAGAAAAUUUGUACAACGGCUUCUCCCAUGACUUUCAACAUACGUGUCCAAUAUGAUCUGAAUCGAUCUAUAGCUUUAUAUAGCUCCCAUAUAAACCGAUCUCCCGAUUUUGCUUCUUGAGCCCCUACAGCGCGCAAUUCGAAUGAACUGAUAUAUUACACAAUGACUUCUACAAUGUUCCGAAUCAGACUAUAACUUGUUUUGUUUUAUUUUUCAGAUUGUCAGAUUGUGUUUACAUUUUAGGGUAAUGUCAUAAAAAAAACAUAUACAAGUGUUAUAACAAAAAUGAUGAAUCGUAUAUCUUAUGACAUAUGUGACAUGUCAUAAGACAAGCACAUAUAGUGUCAUAGCAGCUUAAGUGCCGUCACUAUAGGGUGACAAGCCGUUCGGACUCGGCAUUAGAAAGCAGGACACUUAUUAUUGAGCUUAAACUUGUAUCGGGCAGCACUAAUUGAUAUGAGUGAAGUAUCCCCUUAGAGGAUUUUUGGUAUGGUUGAAAGGCGCGUGACUAGCAACCUUGUUUGCUGGCCUUUUCACUCAUAAAGAGAGAGAAAAAAGGAGACAAUAAUUAAAGUCCACCAUGGUUAAGUGCACAUCUCUGGAACCAAAAAGAGGGAUCUAGGUAGGCCAGAGAGGAGUUCUCAUAGGCGGGUGUUCCGCCCAGUCAGCCACUUGGCCUUCUACCGUAGUCCAGAAUGACCAUAGGGCAUAGUGCCUGGAGGAAAUCCAGGUACGAAAAAGUGUGCUCAUCCAAAAAUAUGUGUCUUUUUCUCGCAAUUGUGCGGUAAUGACACAAAAGUUACUCGACUGCUUCCAAAUCCUUCUCAUCAACGCAGACCCUCCAGAUGUCUUCCUCUCUCAGUGUCCAACGCUAAGCCAAAGAAUUGACGUUGCAAUUACCAGUCAGCCAGUCACUCAUAUCAGCAGUUCGAGGCCAUGCUUCCUCAGCCCCAGGAUAAGUGACAUUAUGUUCCGUGAAACAACUCAUGACGUCAGCCUACGCCUGAUUCACACAGGUUAAAGUAGAAAGCCUCUAUCCUACCGAUAAACUUGAAAAGGGUACGGUUCACUGGAUCAGUAUCACGACCAGCGCUCGCCACGCGAUAACUAUGAGGAGGACUAUGCGAGUUGAAAUCCUUAGCUCCGAUUUAUAUGAUCUUCAUCGUCGACACCAGAAGCUCAGCUGAGAGCUACCCGGCGCUUCAAGAGGUUGCGGUUAGUGGAGUGCCCCGUGUACGGAGUAAUUGCAAAUGAAAAAAAUGCAAAUUUUGCCCAUGACCAUUCCUCUAAAGAACAGGGGCAAACUUCUCACAUAUCAAUGAGUGCAGUCCGAUUCAAGUUUAAGCUCAAUGAUAAGGGGCCUCCUUUUUAUAGCCGAGUCUGAACGGUGUGCCGCAGUGCGACACCUCUUUGGAGAGAAGUUUUACAUGGCAUAGUACCUCACAAAUGUUGCCAGCAUUAGGAGGGGAAAACCACCGCUGUUUUUUUUAUGGUCUCGCCAGGCGUUCAGCAUUAUAGGCGGUCAUGCUAACCUCUGCUCUACGGUGGCCUGCAAAUGCAGUCGAGGAUAAUCAGCGGUAUGGAGGGAAGAGUCUCAGUGAGGGGCCAGUCGGCACUGGCUCUUGCCCAAAUGCUGAGUGCCUAUGGUACUCGAUGUGACAAGGCGAGUUUUAGGCCCCUUUAAAUAAUCAAUAGGCAAUACAAUAAAAUAAGCUUGCUCACCUUAACGAGGAUUGUCAUCGCCACAUACAUAUGUGGUUAGGAUAGGUUAGGUAAGAGUGGCAGUACUUUUACAGACUCACUUAGACAAUUUUAAGUCCAUUGUGAUACCACAGUAGCGACAGACCAAGGCUUCUGGUGGGAAUCGAACCCACUACCCCUGCACUGGUAAUCCAAGCACGCUACCUACUCUGCUACUGGGACGCUGAAACAACAAUAGCUCCCGGUAUCUAGCAGAGCUAGACAGCCUUCUCCAUGGUUUGAAGAAACUCUACACCUCCUAACCCUUUCCUAUAAAAAGUUAUAUUCUGCGUUAUUAAUCUGAAACUUGAUUUACAACAAUUGUCGUUUUAUGGUAUACCAUUCCCAUUCUUUGUCCCUAUGAAAUGAUCUCUCAAAUCAGUUUUAUUUUACAAAUCGCUUUUUUUAACAUUUGUAAGACCCAGAACAGUGCCUGUUGAUUUUUUUUUUGUACUUGCCAUGAACAAAUUAGCGAUUAUGAAGUGAAUGUCGGCGAAGGCAAUAUUUAGUCUAAACACCUAACCCAUAUAUGGACUAAAAAGCUUGCACAGUGAUUUUUAAACAUUUUUUAAAUCUACACAUGCCGAUAAGGUAACUGCAAAAUUGCCUAAUUUUUUUCUUCUCUUUGGACGCAUUGAUUUUGUUUCCUUAAAUUCUUUAUGAGAUUACAGCUGGACUGUUGAGUUUGUCUCAGAAGGCCCUCUCCAUGGUGACUCCUCCCCAAUAUUUAGCUUGUAUAUAAUAAGAUCUGUUAUAAGUGUAGCAUAUAUGAUGAUACUAAGCUAACAAUCCACCUAUCCAUUAACCUUCCUCCAACAACAAAUGAAGAACCCUUAGCCAAUAUUUCAUCCAAACCAUCAUCAUAUGUUUUUAAAAUGAACGUCAGUGUUUCCGUUUCCGCAUAUCCGUUCUUCUUCUCGUAAGACAAAGAACAUCAUAAAAAAAUACACAGAACUCAAACUCAAAAAAAAAAAAAAAACAAAAACAAAAAAAUAUUACGGAAAAAAAUGAUAUGUGUUAUGUAUUAGUUUAUAAAACAAGAAAGAAUUUCUUUAAAUUGUUAUCUAUAUUUUUAGUAAUUUGUUUGUAUAUUUUUCUUUUGAGUGUUUUCAUUUUCAAUUUAAACACAAAUGAAUGAAAACAAAUUAAAAAAAAAAAUGAUGAAAAAAUAAAUAAACAUGUUGUUUUUCAACGCUGUUUUGUAACAGAAACCACCAAAAAAGGCAACGCUUUAUAAAACAAAAAAAAAAAAAACAAAACAAAAUAGAAAACUAAAAAAAACUCAUUUUAAAAAAAUAUUUUUUCUAAACAAAAUUGAAGAAGGUAUGUCCCCUAUUCCCAACAUUUGUAAAGAAUGCCAUUAAAGAAAAAAAAAGUGAGCAACCAUUAAACAAAACAAAAAAACCAAACCAAGCAGUAAAAAAAAAAAAAAAAAACAAUUACAAUAUUUUUAACGAUUAAAAAUUGUAACUUAUUUUGGCAGAAAAAAACUACCAACAAUUACAGAUACUAAUUUUAUGUUAAAUGGAGAACAAAAAAGAAAAAAAAAACAAUCAAAAAUUACAAAAAUAUAUAAAAAAAACAAAUAUACAAUUACAAUUAUAACAGUGAGGAAAUAUUAAAUAUAACAGAAACAUGCUUAGUUGUUUACAAUUUGUAAGACUUUUUAACCCCAGACACCAUCAUUACCUUUUUUUUAAUCCCAGCCAAAAUUGCAUCUCUAUUUUUUUAUUAACCUCUUCUUUUCCAAUCUUUCACAUAUCCCCCCACCCAUCAAUUUUGUGCAGAUAUUUUGUUUCUAUCAUCAUAGCAAAAAUAAAUCUAAAAAAAUAUAAAAAUCUGUUUGUAAUAUUUUAAGCAGAACUAAAAAACCACGAGAAAAUUUAAAAAAAAAAAUAAAUAAUUUUCAAAAUACAAAAACAGAGUAUAUAUAUACACAACUAAAACAAACAAAAACUAAGCAGUUAAGAGAAGAAACUUUGUAAACAAAGCAGAAAAUAAUACAAAAAAAAAAAAACAAAAA